Penicillium brasilianum is the source of this 2963-nucleotide messenger RNA. The record is from the annotation of a GenBank genome assembly. Lineage: Eukaryota; Fungi; Ascomycota; Eurotiomycetes; Eurotiales; Aspergillaceae.
CUUGUGCUUUUUUUUCGUUCUCAAGAUAUAUAGAUUUGAUCUGUUGGCCCGGAUCGGAAGGCCUUGAAAGGAAGACAUGUACAUCAUAAUACCCUCCAAGUAGAAACACCUUUGCCAGGGCCAAGCCACAUGGUCAUGGCCCCAUGUACUCCGGAGUUCCACCUACAUCACAGCCCUCAUUAUGUUUCGAAUAUUGAAAAUGGCCAUGAUGAUCGUAAUUAUUUUUAUUUUUAUCAUCCUCAAUCAAACGAACCAUGUCCGAAGGACCCAAAGACCAGCCGGGAAUGAUGUAAUCGCUCGAUCGGGACCAGCCACGUUGAAGAAUGCCGUCCAUCGUCCCGUCUUCAGACGGGCCGACAAGAAUGCCAGCUGUCCCGUUUUUCAUCAGUAUUCCUCGAGCUGCUCCCUCGGACUCCCUACAUGCAGUAGGCACAUAGUCUGCAUAGUCUGGUCCCCAGUACUCAAGUACUCAAGUACUCAAGUACUUUCCCCCUACAGGCACGCAGGUACACAGGGACCAAGCCACUACAUGUACGGAGUUCAUCCUCCCCAAGACAAGACUUCAGAGCCGCUAGCUUCUUAACGGCAACGGUCGCGUAAAUCACCGCCCCCAGAUCGACCACCCCUGAAAAGGAUCCUAGCGUCCUACAGGUAUAGCCAGCCCUAUUACCCGAUGCGGGCUUUAGGGCUGUUUGUCUCAUCCUGCCAAACAGUCUUGGCCCGCAGGCACACGACCCUUUCUGCAAGCGGAACUAUGGAAAAAGGGGGGGAGAAGAUCGGGCGUGUGCACAGAGCACUGCGAACCCUAAGGACUAUUGAUAGAUAUGGACAUUCAUAGAUCGGACUGUACAAAUAAUCCUCUAUUAUUUGCAAGCUUCGAGAAUGCCCAAUUUCAUUCCGUCUCAAGACUGAUGCUGCGAGCGGCCAGAGAAUGUGUCGCGAGUAACCGGCGCCAAGGCCUACAAACAAAGAGAGCAAAGAAAGAAAUUAUUCGGUCUCAGGGCCAAUUGACCCAGCUACGUAGUCUUACGAAUUAUUCCCACCUCCUCAACUCCAGCUCCAUCGUACGCGUUCCAGAACCACCGGGUUAUCAGAGUAACCACGGAUCCUUCAACUGGCGUAUUCCCAGCAUACCGGAUCGCCAUCCCUUACUCGUCCCUCUUAGAGAACGAGAGCGCCCACUCCCGUCGGGAACCUCCAAUUCCAUCCUCCUUCCAUCUGUCCACUUCAUCACCCUCAACUUCAACCCUCCCAAUUCCCAUCACUUCAUACUCUCCCCACGAACCGUUACGAUCAUCAUGCCUAAGAAGGGAGGAAAGAAGAAGAACAAGGGCGGCGCGAAGCCCGCUGCCGUCGCCGCCGUGGACAAGGUCGCCGAUACCAUCAAGGAUGUUGUCAAGCCCGAUAACGAGGUUGAGGAUAGCGCCGCUUCCAAUGAUGUCCAGUCCGAGGUUGCCGCAGACACGGUGCCUGCUACCGAGGCGCAGACUGCCGAAACCACUGCUCCCGCCGUGACCGAGACCACGCAGGCUGAAAAGGCCGUCGAGGAGCCCGUCAAGCCUGUGGAGACGGCCGAAGAGAAGAUCGCGGAACCUCUGGAACAAGACGCCAAGGUCGAGGCCCUCAUGACGGAACAGAGCACCGGUCAGGGCAUCGUGGACAAGACGCAAGCUUCCAAGGCCGGCCAGCUGCCUGAGCUGGAGACCGAGAGCAAGGGCAAGGCCGUCCUCCCUGAGACUACCGCCACCACAUCCACCGCCGCCGCAGACCUCUACCCCUCGACCACCGACACUGCUGCCGAAGAGGCAGCCGUCUCGACUGCCGCUCCCGUCUCGUCACAGCCCGAGCCCCCCGUGGCCACCGAAUCGACUCCCGCUGCUGCUGCUGCAGCGCCCAUCGUGGCCCCCGUCGAGACCGAUGCCGCCCACACCAAGCGUCCCUAUGAGAAGCCCAUCUUCUCGAAUGACGAGGUGAAGCCGCACAAGAUUCCCAAGACCGAGGAGGAGCAGGCUGCUGCUAGCGCUGCGGCUGAUAAGUCGGUGUUGACUGGUGCUGGCCCGGCUUCGACUGCUGCCUACACCAUCCCCGAGCCCGUCCCCGUGUCCGAGCCUAAGAAGGUCGAGGAGAAGCCCGUGGCUGCCACCGAAUCUCGCGAGACCGCUGCUCCCGCUGCUGCCCCUGUCGCUGCCCCGGUUGCUGCUCCCGUUUCGACUACCACCUCUCCCUCCGAGACCAAGGAGAGCAAGGCUUCGCCCGAUGCCGUCGCUGCGGCGGCAGCUGCCAUUAACUCCUCGAAGGCUGACAAGGCCGCCGCCACCACGGGUCCUAUCGCCGUUGCCGGCACCGAGCCCAAGAAGCCCGAGCCCGCCGCGAAGCGCGGAGAGGCGCCCAAGGCCAAGGCUGACGUGCCCACGGAGACUCCUCAGGAGACCGCCGCUCCUCAAGCUCCCGAGCUUGAGGCUGCGAAGAAGAGCGAGGAGGCCAAGGCCGAGCCCUCAACAGAGCAGGAGCCCGAGAAGAAGAAGGGUGGCUUCUUUGCCAAGCUCAAGCGCUUCUUCAAGUAGAGAAGAGAAAAGAGAAAUUCUUCCGACUUGGUCCUGGGAGUGUAGCUUAGUGCCGGAUUUGGCCUGACAGAAGAGACUGGGGAAGAGAAGUGGGAGAAGGAGAAGAAGAAAAAGCGAAAGGGUGAAAAAAAAAGAAAGAAAGAAAGUGGAUGUACGAUAUACAAGAUCCACGACACCAAAGUGUUGGACUUGUUGGGCUGCGUGCUUGUGGGGGACGUGCUACCAUCCCCAGUUUUUUAUUGUUUCCCUCUUUUUUCCCUUUUUUUUUUUUUUUUUGCAAGUCCCGGUUUUUGAAUGAUACACCAGUGGAAAUAUAACACAUACCUAUUAUCUUAGUGCUUAUUGAUUAAAAUGAACUUUUUUUUUUCCUCUUGAGGAAAAUCUUGGAAAUCAUCUUUG